GCUUCCCGAUACGUUUCUUAAAACUGUCAAGGAAGGACCCUUGACUGGCUGAAUUUCAAGGACUGUUUUGAUAUCUAGAAUCCUUGACAUUCCACCAAGUCAUUUUGAUAAUUUUCAAGGAUGCAUAGAAAGUGUACCCUCAGCGUUCUUAAAGCACCUUGGUGCGCACAUUGAUGACGUAGCACGCUUGAACUGCAGCCAGAUAAGGAUCCUUCCUUGACAUUGAGAAGCACAGUGAGAGUCUUUUUAAAAUGGCGGACAAAGAGACCGAAGUAUCGCCGACAGCGCAAUAUUCAUUUAAAUGGUCGAAGGAACAAACCGAGGCGUUUAUAAACCUCCGUGUUCAACACCAACACCUUUUCACUGGUGAGAGGGACACGGCCUCCAACGGAUAUCGGAUUAUUUUGGACAAGCUGGGGAUAGGAGGCCGGGUCACCCACACCCAAGCAAAAAAAAAGUGGGACAAUUUAAAAACGAAAUACAAGGAAUGCAAGUGUCCUCGCUCGGGACAGGGCACAGAAGACGGAAAACCAACGGCAGCCACUUGGCCCUGGUUUGCUCUCAUGGACGAGGCAUUAGGGCAGUUGGCGUCAUUCUCGCCCCCCUGCCCGAUUGCCUCGAUCCCAGAGGACAAACCAGGCCCAAGCGCUACACAAGCUUUACGAGAAAGCAGAGGAAAGAAAGACGAGGAGGAGGAAGAGGAGGAGGAAAGCGAUGGAGAGAGAGCAAGGCAGAGGCGAGGAAGGAAAAGGAGGCGCGAGAGAGAGGAUCCCUUCCUCGCGCUGUUGAAAGAGGAUCUACAGUAUCAGCGAGAGGCUGAUGAAAGACGGGCGGCUGAGGCCAGAGAGCGCGCCAAUCGGUUCUUUGCACUCUUGGAGCGUUUGGCAGAAAAGUAAAAAUAAAUAAAUGCUUUAAAUUGA
Neoarius graeffei (lesser salmon catfish) is the source of this 920-nucleotide messenger RNA. RefSeq lists its product as uncharacterized. The record is from RefSeq and is a predicted model, not a curated record. Lineage: Eukaryota; Metazoa; Chordata; Actinopteri; Siluriformes; Ariidae. Bases 252 to 896 code for a protein of 214 amino acids. The transcript is spliced from 4 exons.